AUGUCGAUGGCAACUUUCAGUGGAAAACGGUACUUCGUGACAUUCAUUGAUGACAAGUCAAGAUACUGUGUCGUCUAUCUGCUCAAGAGCAAAUCUGAAGUUGCGGCGAAGUUCAUGGAAUACGCUGCGAUGGCCGAAACGCAAACCGGAAAGCGCGUGAAGUACCUUCAAAGCGACAAUGGGGGUGAAUACAAGUCCGACAAGCUGGCACGAUUCUGCGCGGAACAGGGAAUACAACAAAGGUUCACACCCCCAUAUACUCCUCAGCUAAACGGAGUAGCUGAGAGAAUGAAUCGCACGCUGGUCGAGUGUGCGCGUUGCAUGAUGGAACACGCUGGACUGGGAAAGAGCUACUGGGGUGAAGCAGUGAUGACGGCGAUGUUUCUUCGAAACCGCUGUCCAACACGUGCCAUUCACCAAGACAAGUCUCCAUAUCAAGUGUGGACGAUGAAGAAACCGAUUCUGGCCAACCUUAAAGUGUUUGGAUGCCACGCGUAUGUUCAAGUGCCUCAAGACAAACGCGCGAAGUUCGACUCAAGUCAUCACUCUGUCGUUUCCUGGGAUACGCCGAACACCAGAAGUCAUAUCGAUUUGAGGAAGUGUCAACAGGAGCGAUCAAGAUCAGUCGCGAUGCCACAUUCAUGGAAGACAAGUUUGAUGAAGGUCCGCGCAACUACAACGAUGAGUCAAGUGUCGUUGAGUUUGAUGAUCAUGAUGAGGACGAAGAAAAAAGAAGAAGGUAAAACUGACGACGACAUGGACUCGAGCGACGAUGACAACGAAGACACCAGGUCUUCGAAGAGCAACAUCAAGAGACACACGCGCACUCAAUCACUUGAGAAAGCUACCGUCAUUCAAGUCCCAAGCGAAGAACAUACAGAGGUCCGUCGCUUGAGCAUGUGUCAGCGGCUGCAAUGGAUUUUGAAGCAGCCUACAUCGUUGAUUCAGUGGGGGAAACGCCGACUACAUUCAAAGAAACGACACGUGGGAAAUCGUGCCUCUUCCGAAGGUCGCAAGGCCAUCGGGUGCCGAUGGGUUUUUCGUGUAAAGGAGAAUCAAGAUGGCGAAGUUGAACGUUUCAAGGCAAGACUUGUGGCCAAAGGAUUCUCACAGAAAUUCGGAGUUGACUAUGAAGAAACUUUCGCACCGGUGGCCAAGUUCACAUCGAUUCGUGUGGUGCUCAGUAUGGCGGCUAAGUACGGCCUAAUGCUACAUCAGAUGGACGUCAAGACAGCGUUUCUUAACGGCUCCCUCAACGAAGACAUCUACAUGGACCAGCCGGACGGAUACCUGGAUGCAACACAGCCGGACUAUGUGUGCAAGCUAAAGAGAUCACUCUACGGCUUGAAGCAAUCGCCUCGCAUGUGGAACCAAACAAUCGAUGGGUUCAUGAUCAAGAUGGGAUUCAAGAAGUGCGAAUCGGACCACUGCAUCUACAUCAAGCGAGACGACCAAGACAUGAUUCUCGUGGUGCUCUACGUCGAUGAUCUCAUCCUGGCCAGCAGCAACAACGAACUCCUCAAGUCAACCAAGAUGGCGCUGAGCAAACGCUUCGAAAUGACGGAUCUCGGUGAGCUCGAUUACUUUCUCGGCAUGGAGAUCAAGAACGACCGUAAGACGGGAAUGGUGACUGUACAACAAACCAAGUUUCUCAAGUCCGUGUUAACCAAGUUCGGAAUGGAUAACAGCAAGCCAGUGAAGACGCCUCAAGAUCCCGGCCUGAAGCUAACCAAGAACAUGUGUGAACAAGAAUGCAAGCACGAAGACACCAUGUGCAACGUGCCAUAUCGAAGUGCUGUCGGAGGCAUCAUGUAUCUCAUGGUCGCCACACGUCCGGAUCUAGCUGCUGCAGUGGGAUCAUUAUCCCAGUUCUCGUCCGACCCAUGCCCGACUCACUGGCAAGCUUUGAAGCGUGUGCUGAGAUACCUGCAAGCAACGCCCAAUCAUGGUCUUGAGUUUACACGUGAAGAAGGAAGCCGUAUCUGCGGGUACACCGACGCAGACUGGGCCGGCGACAUUGAGUCAAGACGAAGUACAAGCGGCUAUGUGUUCAUGAUGAGCGGAGGAUGCAUCAGCUGGAAAAGCCAGAAACAACGGACGGUCGCGCUAUCUUCAACAGAAGCAGAAUACAUGGCGCUUUCCGAAGCAACCAAAGAAGCAGUAUGGCUCAAAGUGCUUUUGGGGGAACUUGGUGAGAUGACAAGCGACGAAGCGAUCAAGAUGUAUGAAGACAACCAAGGAUCAAUCGCUCUCGCCAAGAACCCGGAGUUCCAUAAGAGAACAAAACACAUCGACAUACGCUACCAUUUUGUGCGUGAGAAGGUGGAAUCAGGUGAAGUCGUUUUGGAGUAUUGCCCGACUCAAGAUAUGCUGGCAGACAUGAUGACCAAGCCGAUCGCCGCUGUACAAUUUGAAAACAUUCGCGAUCGACUUGGGAUCCAAGGUGCCGCAGCUAACGAGUCGAGAGGGAGUGUUGAAAAGACAGCGGCUGUGAAGAAGACACCUCGUCAAGCUGCGUCAAGUGUUGAAGCAAGUGGAAGACCAAGCUUCGCUAUACCGGUGGGUACCGGUAUGUACCAGUAA
Molecule: messenger RNA, 2583 nt
Organism: Peronospora matthiolae
Lineage: Eukaryota; Oomycota; Peronosporomycetes; Peronosporales; Peronosporaceae
Source: the annotation of a GenBank genome assembly